AUGUCUCAGCCGAGUACUCCUACCAAGGAGGAGCCUCAAGUUACACUCUCUUCCGAAAAGAGCUCUGGAAAUGUCGAUGCUGCGUGGAAGUUCCUCGACCAGAACCGUGACGCUGCUGGUGCUUCUGAAGAUGUUGACAUUGACAAGAUGAGACGCAAGAUUGACUGGCACAUCGUUCCUCUCAUGUUCUGUUGCUACACAAUGCAAUUCCUCGACAAGGUCAUCCUAAACUACUCCGCCGUCAUGGGUAUCCACCAAGAUCUCAAACUCCAAGGAAACGACUUCUCCAACGUCGCAACCUUCCUAUUCGUCGGGCUUCUCUGCUUCGAGAUCCCCAACAUUUACUUCCUCCAAAUGGUCCCUGCCGGCAAGUGGCUGGGAGCCAACGUCGUGGCCUGGGGUGUCGCUACAGCCUGUGGUGCUGCGGCGCAUAACUACCAGACCCUUCUCGUGUCGCGAAUCUUUCUAGGUAUCUUCGAGGCGACCAUCGGACCAUCCCUGAUGUUGAUCAGUAGUCAAUGGUACACGAAGUCUGAGCAGGCUCCUCGCUUCUCCUUCUGGUACCUUGGUCUAGGCCUUGGUCAGAUCAUUGGUGGUGCCGUCUCCCAUGCCUUUCAGCAUAUCGGGCCCGGCGCUGCCCUUGCUGGAUGGCGUAUCAUGUUCAUCACCCUUGGUCUGAUUACUGUUCUCAUUGGCUUGGCCACACUUAUCUUCCUUCCUGAUACGCCAAUGAAGGCCAAGUGGCUGUCUAGCAGUGAGAAGGUUGCUCUGCUGAAGCAUGUGAGCGUUAACCAAACUGGUAUUGAGAGCAGGAAGUUCCGUCCCAAGGAGAUUGUCGAGGCUCUAUGCGAUCCUCAGUUGUAUCUCAUGCUUCUCUCAGUCGUUCUUCUUUCGGUAUCGUCCGGUGUGGUCACUACCUACUCUGCUACUCUCAUCCGCAACCUUGGCUAUGAUCCCAAGAGGGCUGCUCUGAUGAAUAUGCCAUCUGGUGUUGUGAGCAUCUUCUUCACAUUAGCUGUUGGAUUUGGUAUUCGCCAUAAAUCUCAUCGUUGGGCAUGGAUCAUUGCUUGUAUUAUCCCUGCUAUCAUCGGCGGCGCCCUCAUGUCGUUUCUCCCUGCUACAAACAAGGCUGGUUGCCUCGUGGGUAUCUACCUUGUCAACGCCGUCGUUGCCCCUCUCACCAUCUUCUACAACUGGACAGCCGCCAACUUCGGCGGUGCUACCAAGCGAGCUUUCGCCGCUGCUAUCGUCAGUGGUUCAUUCUCACUUGGUAACAUCAUUGGACCCCAGACUUUCCAAGCCAAAGACGCUCCGGAUUUCAGGCCAGCGAAGCUCGCUGUCAUGGGUACUCAAGCCGGAUGUGCUCUCACCACCUUUGCUCUCUUCAUGUACUACGUCUGGGCGAAUAAGAGAAGGGAUGAUCGCACUAAGCAGGUCGAGGACGCUUACAUGUCUCCGGAGGUCUGGUCGACUAUGACGGACAAGGAAAACAAGCACUUCCGUUAUACCUAUUAG
Molecule: messenger RNA, 1515 nt
Organism: Fusarium coffeatum
Lineage: Eukaryota; Fungi; Ascomycota; Sordariomycetes; Hypocreales; Nectriaceae
Exons: 6
Coding region: 1-1515 (504 amino acids)
Biological process (GO): transmembrane transport
Cellular component (GO): membrane
Molecular function (GO): transmembrane transporter activity
Source: RefSeq, a predicted model, not a curated record